GAAGGGAAGGAAGGCUGACGUGUCCCGCCGGGGCUGCCGGGCUGCGCAUGCGACCCUGUCCCCACGGCAGCGGCCAUGGAGGAGGAGGAGGCAGGAGGAGGAGGAGGAGGAGGAGGAGGAGGAGAGGGCCUGUCCGUGCUGUUCCUGCACCCGGACCUGGGCCUGGGCGGCGCGGAGCGGCUGGUGGUGGACGCGGCGCUGGCGCUGCGGGCGCGGGGCUGCCGGGUGCAGAUUUGGACGGCGCACUACGACCCCGGGCGCUGCUUCGCGGAGACGCGCGGGCUGGCGGUGCGGCGGGCGGGCGGCUGGAUCCCGCGCAGCCUGUGCGGCCGCGGGCACGCUCUCUGCGCCGCCCUGCGCAUGGCCUUCGUGGCGCUCUACGUGCUGCUGCUCAGCGGAGAGACCUUCGACGCCUUCGUGUGCGACCAGGUGUCUGCCUGCAUUCCUGUACUUAGACUGGCCAGAACCCGAAAGAAGGUUUUGUUCUACUGUCACUUUCCYGAUCAACUUCUGACCAAGAGAGAAUCUUUCCUAAAGCGCCUCUACAGAUUGCCGCUCGACUGGCUGGAAGAGUACACGACUGGCAUGGCAGACUGUAUUGUUGUGAACAGCAAGUUUACUGCCAGCGUGUUCAAAGACACAUUUAAGUCCCUAUCUCACAUAAACCCAGAUGUCCUCUACCCAUCACUCAACAUCAGUAGCUUUGAAGAAAUUGUUCCUGCAGAUAUAGCUGACCUGAUACCGAAAAAGAAAAAGUUCUUGUUUCUUUCCAUUAAUAGGUAUGAGAGAAAAAAGAAUCUGGCAUUGGCUCUGGAAGCUUUGCACAAACUUCGAGGGAGACUUGAUUCUCAUGAAUGGGAUGAAGUUCACCUGGUUAUGGCAGGUGGUUACGAUAAGCGAGUUCUGGAAAAUGUGGAGCACUAUGAAGAGCUGAGGAGACUGGCAGCUAAGCUUGGUGUUAACGACCAUGUGACUUUUCUGAGAUCAUUCUCAGAUGAACAGAAAAUYUCUCUUUUUAGUAACUCUGUAUGUGUGCUUUACACACCAAGCAAUGAACAUUUUGGCAUUGUCCCUUUGGAGGCAAUGUAUAUGAGAUGUCCAGUUAUAGCAGUUAAUUCAGGUGGUCCUUUAGAAUCAAUCUCACAUAAUGUUACAGGAUUUUUGUGUGAUCCURUGCCAACCCAAUUUGCUGAGGCCAUGGAAAAAAUUGUGAGAGAUCCUCUCUUAAAGGACACAAUGGGAGCAGCUGGGAGAGUGAGAGUUAUGGAAAARUUUUCUUCAGAAGCUUUCUCAGAACAGCUGUACCAAUACAUACGCAGAUUAACAGAAUAAAAUUAUAUUCUUAUAUUUUACAAUAUUGUAUCUCAUUUGURUAGGGGACCAGUAUUCAUUGUGACUGAUGAAGAACCAGGAAUAUCUGAAUGUCCAUGUUUUGUUUCUCGUGCUGUCUUACGUCAUGUGCCACAAAGAGCAAAACAAGUCCUUCUGUGUCAUUAGAGGGUUAAAAUGUGCGUGUGGUAGACUGAUCUGCCAUUGCAGAGGCUUUUUGUGCACUGUGCCUUGGGAAAAUGUAUGGUUAGAUGGCAGUAAAUUACUAGGAAAAUUACUACAUAUUUUACUUUAAUACUAUAUAGUAUGGCUGAUUAAAUUURCAAAGUGUGGAUUUGUCCAGAUAAGACAUGCACAGCCUUAUUUUUAUUUAUUUAUGGUCAUCAGUAAUAUGUAAGUGAAAGCUAUCUCAGCUGAAGUAUGGAGAGAAUCGUACAGUCCAACCAACUGCAUGUUUCAAAAAYACAGCAGUGUUAGGGAUAGGAAUGGUAUGGUUUUAAAAUGACUGACCUUUUAGUGGGUUUGUUCAUUUGUAUUGUGUAGUCACACUGGGUGGCAAAAAAGCAUACAGGUGUGUGAGCAGGARGAAGUGAGACUAGAAUAACAGCAAGGAUAUCGGACCACCUCAGGCAAAAAUGUUAGUGCUACAAUCUGUUUGUUGGUUACCUGCAGUGCUUAAAGGCGUAAUUUUACUUCGGCAAUUUCUGGUGUGUAGAUGCUUAAAUGGUGUCCCCUAUAUUUAAGAUUUCAUUCUAAAUGAUGGCACACUUUUUAAUGAAGUCUUAAUCUGGACCAGGCAAUAAAGACCUUUUAACUAAUUUAGUGGUAACUUUAUGUUCUCCUAGUGUAGUGAGUGCACAGUACUAUGGGGGUUUUCUCCAACCUGCUCUGUGGCAAGGAAUGUAUUUUUAUUCAUCUACCUCUCUAAGUGCAUCUUUAUUAGUUAUUCUAUUUGGUUACAACACACGUAAUCCAUACAGUUGAAUUUUAAGUGUGAAAAUAGAUGGAAUAGCUACAAUUUCUUCAUUCUUUGAAAUCCAGUGUUAUCUAUAAAAUACAAUUUGUAUUCUGAAUUUUGCAGUUUCUAUUUAAGGUAGUUUCAGGCAUUUCCACAUGUAGUACUUCACAACAGAGAGACCAUUCUUUCUGUUGCUUAGGAUYGAAACCCAGCUCUCAGUAUACUUCUAAGGUUUUUAUUUG
Messenger RNA from Malurus melanocephalus (red-backed fairy wren), 2529 nucleotides. RefSeq names its product ALG2 alpha-1,3/1,6-mannosyltransferase (gene ALG2). Lineage: Eukaryota; Metazoa; Chordata; Aves; Passeriformes; Maluridae. Bases 76 to 1332 code for a protein of 418 amino acids. The record is from RefSeq and is a predicted model, not a curated record. The transcript is spliced from 2 exons. Gene Ontology annotation, molecular function: alpha-1,3-mannosyltransferase activity; GDP-Man:Man(1)GlcNAc(2)-PP-Dol alpha-1,3-mannosyltransferase activity.